Messenger RNA from Larimichthys crocea (large yellow croaker), 969 nucleotides. RefSeq lists its product as uncharacterized. NCBI's taxonomy places the organism in Eukaryota, Metazoa, Chordata, Actinopteri, Sciaenidae. The record is from RefSeq and is a predicted model, not a curated record. Bases 16 to 843 code for a protein of 275 amino acids. The transcript has 6 exons.
UAAAACUAAUCCAAGAUGGCGGCUGCUACUUCGGCACCGCAGAAGCGGAGCGGAGUGACGUCACGUCCCUUCUUGUGUAUCUUCUGCGCAGGCGCACGGCGCUUCCCUCCUGGAAGGAGGCCCCCGUAUAUAAAGAGCUCCCCGUCACUCCGCGCUGCUCCGCGGUCAGUGCUCGCUCUUCUCCCGGCCUCCUCUUCCUGGAGCCGGCUGCUCCGCCCCGGGGCUCGUUUGGCGGUAAAAUCAAGUGCGGACACGCAGACAGACAGAGAGACAGACAGACAGACAGACAGGCAGCAGGAACCCGCAGACAGUAGAGUCAUGCCGUCCAACGUGGAGAUCAAAGCCAGAGUCAGCGACCGGACGCUGUUCGCUGAGAAGGCCGCCCAGCUCAGCCAAUCAGAGGGCACGAUCAUCAGACAGCACGACACGUUCUUCAACUGCAGCCAAGGACGACUGAAGCUACGAGACUUCAUGAACGAGUCCGGUCAGCUGAUCUUCUACGAGCGUCCGGACACUGAUGGACCCAAACUGUCCCGAUACUCCAUCAGCCCGACCAGCGACCCGUCCAGCCUGCGGGCCGUGCUGUCGGACGCCCUCGGGGUUAAAGGUGAGGUGCGGAAGGAGCGGCGGCUGUUUCUGAUUGGUCAGACUAGAGUUCACCUGGACACAGUGGAGGGACUGGGAGACUACAUGGAGCUGGAGGUGGUGAUGCGUCCAGAGCAGACUGUCGAAGAGGGACAGCAGGUUGCCGAGGAUCUGAUGGAGAAGCUGGGAGUGUCGAGGGAGAGUCUGGUGACCGGAGCGUACAUGGACCUGUUACUGAAGGGACACAAAGAGACAUAAAGGAACUGUAAUCAGAUUACUGAGUAGCUGAGCUGUUAACUUUGUAUUUAGUUUCUAUGAAAUGUUUCAUUUACGUUGUCUGAAUGUUUUUUUUUUAAUAAAUAAACGAACUCUGAUCAAACAGCA